CGAAGGUAUUCCACCCUGGGGGAAGGCGGGGCUACGGCCCUGCGGGGCGGAUCCUAGACUUCCCGCUUCGCUGAGGUGGCGCCAUGACGAAAUUGACGCAGGGGGGUCGGCAUGGCGGGGGGUGGAGGAAGCAGCGCGUGGCGCGCUACGUAGGGGGUGGCUCCGCCGGGGCUGCGAGUUGCUGUUUCCGAGGUGACUAGCUGGUUCUAUCAGAGGACGGUGCGGCAUUCUGAAGGGAAGCGAGGAGGCGGACCGAGCGCUCACGAGCGGGGAGGAUGCUGGUGGUGGAGGUGGCGAACGGCCGCUCCCUGGUGUGGGGGGCCGAGGCGGUGCAGGCGCUGCGGGAGCGCCUGGGCGUGGGGGGCCGCACGGUGGGCGCCCUGCCGCGCGGGCCCCGCCAGAACUCGCGCCUGGGCCUCCCGCUGCUGCUGAUGCCCGAAGAGGCGCGGCUCCUGGCUGAGAUCGGCGCCGUGACCCUGGUUAGCGCCCCGCGCCCGGAUCCCCGCCAACACAGCCUGACUCUGGCAUCCUUCAAGCGCCAGCAAGAGCAGGGCUUCCAGGAGCAAAGCGCCCUGGCAGCUGAAGCCCGUGAGACCCGUCGUCAGGAGCUCCUCGAGAAGAUUGCAGAGGGCCAGGCUGCGAAGAAGCAGAAGCUGGAACAGGAUUCAGGGACGAGCGAGAGUCAGGAGGCCAGUGGGAACCCAGCUGCCGGAGAGAACGACGCCAGCGCUAGCCAGGCUUCUGGAGACCACGAGGAAGCAGGCUCCUCCUCUCCCCAACCAGGGCCUUCAAAUGGAGUGGCCCCCUUGCCCAGGUCCGCUCUGCUCGUCCAGCUGGCCACUGCUAGGCCUCGACCCAUCAAGGCCAGGCCUCUGGACUGGCGUGUCCAGUCGAAAGACUGGCCCCAUGCUGGCCGUCCUGCGCAUGAGCUUCGCUACAGCAUCUACCGAGACCUGUGGGAGAGAGGCUUCUUUCUCAGUGCUGCUGGCAAGUUCGGGGGCGACUUCCUGGUCUAUCCUGGUGACCCGCUCCGUUUCCAUGCCCACUACAUUGCUCAGUGCUGGGCUCCUGGGGACCCUAUCCCACUCCAGGACCUGGUUUCUGCCGGCCGCCUCGGAACCAGUGUCAGAAAGACGCUGCUCCUCUGUUCUCCGCAGCCUGAUGGUAAGGUGGUCUACACCUCCCUGCAGUGGGCCAGCCUGCAGUGAACUCCAGAGACCCAUGGGGAUGUGGCUGUGUCUGUGGCAAGAGCCUUUCUAGAUGGUCCCAGGCUCAUCUCUGCGUGGGAGGCUAAAAUACCCUCCUACCUCCCUGUGCGGUUAGUUUUUGAUUCCAGAUUUAUAAACACUACAUCCUUCUUAGGUCCCUCCCUGUUUCAAAGCAUUUACUGGCUGUGUUGUUUUUGUAGUUACCUAUUUGCAAACUGUGAGCUUCUUGAGAGUGAAGACUGGGUUUGAUUCAUCUCUGUUUUCUACAGGGCUCAGGUCCCAAGAGGUCCCAAUAAACUUGUUGAAUAAAUGUG
Molecule: messenger RNA, 1522 nt
Organism: Ceratotherium simum simum (southern white rhinoceros)
Lineage: Eukaryota; Metazoa; Chordata; Mammalia; Perissodactyla; Rhinocerotidae
Gene: TSEN34
Product: tRNA splicing endonuclease subunit 34
Biological process (GO): tRNA splicing, via endonucleolytic cleavage and ligation; tRNA-type intron splice site recognition and cleavage
Cellular component (GO): tRNA-intron endonuclease complex
Molecular function (GO): nucleic acid binding; tRNA-intron lyase activity
Source: RefSeq, a predicted model, not a curated record